This is a messenger RNA of Oncorhynchus mykiss (rainbow trout), 4036 nucleotides long. Its product is annotated as ubiquitin-protein ligase E3A. The record is from RefSeq and is a predicted model, not a curated record. Gene Ontology annotation, molecular function: ubiquitin protein ligase activity. Gene Ontology annotation, biological process: protein polyubiquitination. Lineage: Eukaryota; Metazoa; Chordata; Actinopteri; Salmoniformes; Salmonidae.
UCACCAUGCGCUGCAUGCCGGGAUACACCUCCGUGUUGACACAAAAUGGUCGAGUAUGUUUUGUGACCCGGGAGUUUAGCAGGCCAAAAAGUUGUACCUUAUCAUUCGGCACGCAGAACAUAUGUUCGAAUCGUAAAUAGUAGGUGAGUGCAUAAGAUAUGAGAGCAAGACUGUCGAAGGAAAGCUGAUUCUGCCACAGACAGACACACAGUCCGCCCUGCAUGACUGGGACAGCACUCACAGACCGUUGCCUACAUCAGAGGACGUGAAAACAAGCCGAAUGAAGAGAGCGGCUGCAAAGCAUCUAAUUGAGCGCUACUUUCGGCAGUUAACAGAGGGCUGUGGAAAUGGGGCCUGCACGAAUGAGUUGUGUGCUUCGUGUCUUGGUUUUCAACCGCUGGAUCACAACGCGGCGGCCAUCAGAGCCUUGGAGCUCUAUAAAAUUAACACCAAAUUAUGUGACCUUCACCCCUCCGCUGCCUUCCCUGACAACAGUGCCGAGGACACACAACCUGCCUUAUUGGGCGACUGCCACGGGAAGAUGACAGACAACCUGUUUCCCCCUAGGGAGGACUUCAGAGAGGUGCGUUACCUGACCGAGGAGAAGGUGUAUGAGAUCCUGAGUAUUUGUGAGGGGAAGAAGGACUACUCUCCUCUGAUCCGAGUCAUCGGGAGGAUCUUCUCCAACGCUGACGGGCUGGUGCAGAGCUUCAGGAAAGACAAGGAGCAACACCCCAACACCAAGGAGCAGCGUAAGACCCACCAGGCCAAAGAUGAGGACAAGGACGAGGACGACAAGGAGAGAACCACCGCCAUGGAGCAGGAAUCAGAGGCCUCGGCGUCCAUGGAGGGAGCGACGGGAUCGACGGAGAACAGACUGGGUCCUGUGGAGGUCUCAGUGGACAUAGAAGCUGUGAGGAGAGUGUACAACAGACUCCUCUCCAACGAGAAGAUGGAAUCGGCCUUCCUCAACGCCCUGGUCUACCUAACUCCCAAUGUAGAGCUGGAUCUAACCUAUCUAGACGUGUACGACACCAACCCAGACUACCUAAACAUCUUCAUCAUCGUGAUGGAGAACAGCAGCCUCCACAGCCCAGAGUACCUGGAGAUGGCCAUGCCUCUGUUCUGUAAGUGUAUGAGUAAACUCCCUCUGCCUGCCCUGGCCAAGCUGACGCGCCUGUGGUCUCAGUACAGUGUAGAGCACAUCAGACGUAUGAUGGAGACCUUUCAGCAGCUCAUCACCUACACGGUGAUCAGCAACGAAUAUGUCAGCGACAGUCUGGUAAACGACGACGAGGGCGUUGUGGCGGCCACCAAGUGUCUGAAGCUGGUGUUCUACGCCAACGUGCUGGGAGGUGACCUCGAUACGGGCCACAACGAAGAGGAGGAGGAGGAGCCCCCGUCCAGCGAGCUCACCCUGCAGGAGCUCUUGGGGGAGGAGAGGAGGAACAAGAACGGUCCCCGGGUCGAUCCUCUGGAGAAGGAGCUGGGCGUCAGGACCCUGGACUGCAGACGACCCCUCAUCCCCUUCGAGGAGUUUGUCAACGAGCCUCUGAACGACGUUCUAGAGAUGGACAAGGACUUCACCUUCUUCAAGGUGGACUCUGAGAGUAAGUUCUCCUUCCAGAGCUGUCCCUUCAUCCUCAACGCCUGCACCAAGAGCCUGGGACUGUACUACGACAACCGCAUCAGCAUGUACAGCGAGAGGAGGAUCACAGCGCUCUACAGCCUGGUACAAGGACAGCAGCUCAACCCAUACCUCAGGCUCAAAGUACGCCGAGACCACAUCAUCGACGACGCCCUCGUCAGGUUGGAGAUGAUCGCCAUGGAGAACCCUGCGGACCUGAGGAAGCAGCUGUUUGUAGAGUUUGAAGGAGAGCAGGGCGUUGACGAAGGGGGGGUCUCUAAAGAGUUCUUCCAGCUCGUCCUGGAGGAGAUGUUCAACCCUGACAUUGGCAUGUUUACAUAUGACGAGUCCACCAAGCUGUUCUGGUUCAACCCACCCUCUUUGGAGAAUGAGGCCCAGUUCACCCUGAUAGGCAUCGUCUUGGGCCUGGCCAUCUACAACAACUGUAUCCUGGAUGUUCACUUUCCCAUGGUGGUCUACAGGAAACUGAUGGGGAAGAAAGGCACCUAUCUGGACCUGGCAGACUCACAUCCGGUUCAGUACCAGAGUCUGAAGGAGCUGCUGGACUAUGAGGGGGAUGUGGAGGAGGACAUGAUGAUCACCUUCCAGAUCUCACAGACAGACCUGUUUGGAGACCCCAUCACUUACGACCUGAAGGAAAACGGGGACAAGAUACCUGUUAGUGCGGACAAUAGAAAGGAGUUUGUCUCUCUGUAUAGUGAUUACAUACUUAAUAAGAGUGUGGAGCGCCAGUUCAAAGCCUUCAGGAGGGGCUUCCAGAUGGUCACCAACGAGUCGCCUCUCAAGUGUUUAUUUAGACCUGAGGAAGUGGAGCUACUGAUCUGUGGAAGCAGGAAUUUAGACUUUCACGCACUUGAAGAAACAACAGAGUAUGACGGAGGCUACAACAAAGACUGUCGCAUUAUCAAAGACUUCUGGGAGACGGUGCAUUCGUUUGGUGAGGAGGAUAAGAGACUGUUCCUCCAGUUUACUACGGGGACUGACAGAGCACCCGUAGGAGGCCUGGGCAAGUUAAAGAUGAUCAUCGUCAAGAACGGCCCCGACACAGACAGGUUACCUACUUCUCACACGUGUUUUAAUGCCUUGCUGCUCCCUGAAUACGACACAAAGGAGAAGCUGAAGGAGAGACUUCUCAAAGCCAUCACUUAUGCCAAAGGAUUUGGAAUGCUGUGAAACAAAACAACUACUCUGAAACAAAACAGAAAGUUAAAUGGUUUAAAUGUGUUAAUGGAUAAGGAAGGAGUUCUACCAUACAAUGAGACAUGAGUUCAAAUUAAAAAGUGGCAUUACGACAAGGAAAUGUUCCAGUAGUGUGUGUGCCAAGAUAUCAAUUACAGACGCUUUGAUCUACCCCCCCUCAGAUCUCUUUAAUGUAGAACCUAAUUUGUAGCUAUUUAAAAUAGUUUAAAUCAGUCAGAAUGCUUAGUGAAGCAGAAUGCUUAGUGAAGCAGAAUGCUUAGUGAGGUUAUUCUACAUGUGUUCAUUAAAGAUGGUUGCGUGUAAAAGCAGGUUAUCAUUGUCUCUGUUGGGAAAGGGCACUUAACUAAACUUUCAGAAUGUUAGUGAAUUGUAUGUACAGGACUGUAUGUUAGUGAAUGGUAUAUACAGGACUGUAUGUUAGUGAAUGGUAUAUACAGGACUGUAUGUUAGUGAAUGGUAUAUACAGGACUCUAUGUUAGUGAAUGGUAUGUACAGGACUGUAUGUUAGUGAAUGGUAUAUACAGGACUGUAUGUUAGUGAAUGGUAUAUACAGGACUGUAUGUUAGUGAAUGGUAUGGUCAGGACUGUAUGUUAGUGAAUGGUAUAUACAGGACUGUAUGUUAGUGAAUGGUAUGUACGGGACUGUAUGUUAGUGAAUGGUAUAUACUGGACUGUAUGUUAGUGAAUGGUAUGUUAGUGAAUGGUAUAUACUGGACUGUAUGUUAGUGAAUGGUAAAUACUGGACUGUAUGUUAGUGAAUGGUAUGUUAGUGAAUGGUAUAUACAGGACUGUAUGUUAGUGAAUGGUAUGUACAGGACUGUAUGUUAGUGAAUGGUAUGUUAGUGAAUGGUAUGUACAGGACUGUAUGUUAGUGAAUGGUAUAUACAGGACUGUAUGUUAGUGAAUGGUAUGUACGGGACUGUAUGUUAGUGAAUGGUAUAUACAGGACUGUAUGUUAGUGAAUGGUAUGGUCAGGACUGUAUGUUAGUGAAUGGUAUAUACAGGACUGUAUGUUAGUGAAUGGUAUGUACGGGACUGUAUGUUAGUGAAUGGUAUAUACUGGACUGUAUGUUAGUGAAUGGUAUGUUAGUGAAUGGUAUAUACUGGACUGUAUGUUAGUGAAUGGUAAAUACUGGACUGUAUGUUAGUGAAUGGUAUGUUAGUGAAUGGUAUAUACAGGACUAUGUU